UGAGCUUCGACCCUCUGUCAGUGGCAGUCGUGCCUCUGACCUUACUGGACCUUGACGAACCAUCUCCAUCACUUCAAGCACUGAACACCAUCAAACCAACCCGACACACCACAUCAAACCCGCGUCGAGAUUUCUACCCCACGAACGACCCGACACCGAACAAACUCUCGACGGGCGCCAUCGCGACUUUAUCCAUCUACCCCCGACCUCCGAUAAUCCACCCUUCUUCGUCUUAGUCCAAACGGGAAGCGCCAUUCCCACCCGCCGUCAUCAUGCCUUCUGCCACAGGUCAAAACUGGGAGAAGUACAGGAAAACGUUUGGCGACGAUGAAAUCGAGGAGAAGAAGAUCACUCCCCUCUCAGACGAGGAUAUCCAGGUCCUCAAGACAUACGGCGCCGCGCCCUACGGUGCUGCCAUCAAGAAGCUAGAACAGCAAAUAAAGGAGAAGCAGCAGAGCGUGGAUGAGAAGAUUGGCGUCAAGGAAUCAGAUACCGGCCUUGCGCCCCCUCACCUUUGGGAUGUGGCAGCCGACCGCCAGCGUAUGUCAGAAGAGCAACCGCUUCAGGUAGCGCGAUGCACCAAGAUCAUCCCUGACGAGAAGGACGAAUCGAAGAGCAAGUACGUCAUCAACGUCAAGCAGAUCGCCAAGUUCGUUGUCCAGCUGGGCGAGCGAGUCAGCCCGACAGAUAUCGAGGAAGGAAUGCGCGUCGGCGUCGACAGAAACAAGUAUCAGAUUCUCCUUCCGCUGCCGCCCAAGAUCGAUGCGAGCGUUACCAUGAUGACGGUCGAGGAAAAGCCUGACGUCACAUACGGCGAUGUCGGUGGUUGCAAGGAACAGGUCGAGAAGCUACGCGAGGUCGUUGAGAUGCCUCUCUUGUCGCCAGAGCGGUUCGUCAACCUCGGUAUCGACCCCCCGAAGGGCGCCCUGCUAUACGGUCCUCCCGGUACCGGUAAGACGCUUUGCGCUCGUGCCGUUGCCAACAGGACAGACGCCACCUUCAUCCGUGUCAUUGGUUCCGAGCUGGUGCAGAAGUACGUCGGUGAGGGUGCUCGUAUGGUCCGCGAGCUUUUCGAGAUGGCCCGCACCAAGAAGGCCUGCAUUAUCUUCUUUGACGAAAUCGAUGCUAUUGGUGGAGCCCGUUUCGACGACGGCGCGGGUGGUGACAACGAAGUGCAGCGUACCAUGUUGGAGCUUAUUACACAGCUGGAUGGUUUCGAUGCCCGUGGCAACAUUAAGGUUAUGUUCGCUACUAACCGUCCUUCCACGCUGGAUCCGGCCCUGAUGCGUCCCGGACGUAUCGACCGCAAGAUCGAGUUCUCUCUUCCCGAUCUCGAGGGCCGUGCCAACAUUCUCCGCAUUCACGCCAAGAGCAUGUCGGUCGAGCGCGAUAUCCGAUGGGAGCUCAUUUCUCGCCUGUGCCCGAACGCGACGGGUGCCGAGUUGCGUAGUGUUUGCACAGAGGCGGGCAUGUUCGCCAUUCGUGCGCGCAGGAAGGUGGCGUCGGAGAAGGAUUUCUUGAGUGCGGUGGACAAGGUCAUCAAGGGCAACCUCAAGUUCAACUCUACUGCGGCCUAUGCCCAGUACAACUAAGCGGGGAGGAAAGCAGCGCAUCAAUGGCGAAAUGGAGAGUUUGGGUUCGGUUUGUAUCGAAACCGGGGGGAGUCUAGAUGUGUAAUAGAGCAUGAA
Molecule: messenger RNA, 1688 nt
Organism: Neurospora tetraspora
Lineage: Eukaryota; Fungi; Ascomycota; Sordariomycetes; Sordariales; Sordariaceae
Product: P-loop containing nucleoside triphosphate hydrolase protein
Exons: 4
Coding region: 273-1592 (439 amino acids)
Biological process (GO): proteasome-mediated ubiquitin-dependent protein catabolic process
Cellular component (GO): proteasome regulatory particle, base subcomplex
Molecular function (GO): ATP binding; proteasome-activating activity; ATP hydrolysis activity
Source: RefSeq, a predicted model, not a curated record